AUGUCAAAAUUACCAACAAAUGCAACGACAUAUAAACUUCAUGCGCCAAAUUAUGUCUCGUCCUUGUCAGAUAAUAACAACGAAACCAUCGAUAAAUAUAUGAUACAUUCACCGACAUUUCCAGCACCCGUUAAAUCAUCUAAAAAAUCGAUUUCAAAUCUUUCUUUUUCUAGUAUAAACAACAAUAAUGGAAUCAAACAAAGAAAAUCAAUAAAAUUCCAACCAGAAGAUGACAAUAAAUUUUCUACGAGACUCGGAAAAAAUUUUAUAAAUUUGAUUAAUUCAAUUCAUAAAAAAUUAUCAAGAAUAAUCGAAUUGAUGACAUAUCUUAGGUUAAUUUUAGCUUUAACCCUUUACUCAUUAGUUUUGGUUGAUGUUAUACAUAUACACGAGAAAAAAGAAAAAAAAUUUUGGAUAGAAAUAUUUACUCAGGCAAUAAAUGCAGCAUUUAUAUUCCUAACGAUAGUUGGGCAUCCAAAAAGGUUAAGAAAUUUACCUAGAGCCAUUCGGAUAAGUUGGGUAGUUAUGAAAGGAAAAAUGUCAACUAUAAAUUCAUAUUUGUCAACAUAUACCGAAAUACAAAAAACUCAAAUUAAUGUAGCAAGAGAUUAUAAAUGGUACGUUUAUGACACUUUGGAUUCUUCUUUAAAUUGUACUCCCAUAAAAUUAUUGUCAAUUCUUCUUAUAUGGAACAUUGGAACUUUAGCGCAAUAUGGAAUAUCAGGAAUUUUGUGGUUUAUUCCACAAUCUAAACGACCCGAAAUUCCUUAUUUAAUUCUGACGAUAAUAACAUCAGUUAGUGAAUUUUUACCAAUACCUGCUGUCGUGAUUCAAUCUAAACGCGCUAGAAUGGCGCAUAAUUAUGAAAUUCGCUAUACUUUUAGAUAUUCAAUACAAGACUCUUGUUAA
Funneliformis geosporum is the source of this 909-nucleotide messenger RNA. Lineage: Eukaryota; Fungi; Glomeromycota; Glomeromycetes; Glomerales; Glomeraceae. The record is from the annotation of a GenBank genome assembly.